Messenger RNA from Thermothelomyces thermophilus ATCC 42464, 1486 nucleotides. RefSeq lists its product as uncharacterized. The record is from RefSeq and is a predicted model, not a curated record. The transcript has a single exon. Lineage: Eukaryota; Fungi; Ascomycota; Sordariomycetes; Sordariales; Chaetomiaceae. Bases 272 to 1060 code for a protein of 262 amino acids.
ACCACCAGCAACAGGCAACAUUCAUUCCUUUCAUUGAACUGGCUCAGCGAGCCCAACCUUCCUUUUGGCAGUUUUGAUCUUCGGCACCGCGAACAAUCACUUUUCCGCACGACAAUUCAAGAGCAUUCGACCCUCAUUCAUUGCUCUUUACCGGAUUUUGAUCUACUUUCAUUUUACGUUCUGAUACACCGGCUGGAACACCACGCACGUGUUUCCCACGCGGCACAGCAUUCACAUCAGAUACCCGCCAAGUUAGACGCAUUCAAUCAUCAUGAAGUCAACUGUUUUCGUCGCUAGCCUCUUGGCCUCGCUCGCUGCCGCGCAGCCCCACGGCCACGGCCACGCCCACCAGCACCGCAGGAAGGAGCACAGCCACAACAAGCGGGGCGUGGUCACGACCUGGGUGACCGAGACGGUUUACGAGACGGUCACCGCCUACGUUGACGACACCACCACCGAGCUGGUCAUGCCGAGCACCAAGCCGGCCAGCACCACCUUCUUGACCUCGACCACGCCCGCGGCCAGCCCGGGAGUCUUCAUCCAGGAACCUGAGACAAGCUCGACGACCUCGACCAGGGUGCAAGCUCCCCCGACGUCGCAGGCGCCGCCGCCGCCUCCGCAGUCCCCAUCGCCCAGCCCCGAGCCAAGCCCCAGCACUACCAGCGUUGCGGCGCCGCCUGCGUCAUCGUCCGCACCGCCCACUGAAGCUCCUGGCGGUGACGGAUCUAGUGGAUCAGGCGGCCAGGACACCCGCAGUGGUGAGAUCACUUAUUACGCCCUCGGCAUGGGCUCCUGCGGCGUCGAUGACAGCGGCAAGGACAACUCCGACAACAUCGUCGCUGUCUCCUCGUCCCUGAUGGGUGCCCAGUCCAACGGUAACCCCAUGUGCGGCAAGACCAUCACCGUCAAGGCCAACGGAAAGACGGCCCAGGCCGUCGUCCACGACAAGUGCCCGAGCUGCGCCCCCAACGACAUCGAUGUUUCCGAGAAGCUCUUCCUCGAGCUCUUCGGCUCGCUUGAUCUUGGUCGGGGCCAGGUUGAGUGGUACUUCAACGAAUAAGCCCUUCAUUUCCUCAUCUCUUCCCUUUCUUUUCUGAGGGCGAUAUCCUCCCGGGUGGAGUUGAUUUCCGCGCAUUCCGGGACAGCGGCGAGUUGGUGAUUUGGAUGAUCUCAUCCUCCCAACCGGGCGUUAUGAUGUGAUCCCAAUUUGCUCUGCUUUACCAGUUCCAGACGUGGUGGUACAAGGAUAUACCCUUUCUUUUUUUUCUCUCGGAGGCACAGAACGGCAAAAAUCACAGCUACAUUUCUGGUACAUCGUUUCUUUUUUUCAUCCGGAUCGCUCCUAGGCAUGGAGCCAGGAAAACAAACAAAAUGGAAAACAGGGCGCCGGUAUUUUCGUCCGGCUGAUAGACUUCUCAUUCGUUGUACAUAUUUUACAAAGAAACAGCGCGGUACCGAAAAUUGGACUGCUCAUUUACAUGAUGGC